Molecule: messenger RNA, 4664 nt
Organism: Cheilinus undulatus (humphead wrasse)
Lineage: Eukaryota; Metazoa; Chordata; Actinopteri; Labriformes; Labridae
Gene: nceh1a
Product: neutral cholesterol ester hydrolase 1a
Exons: 5
Coding region: 42-1301 (419 amino acids)
Cellular component (GO): membrane
Molecular function (GO): carboxylic ester hydrolase activity
Source: RefSeq, a predicted model, not a curated record
GCGCGCGUCAGUCACUGAGCACGUUCAGCUGUCGGACCAGGAUGAGGCUGACGCCGGUUGUCGUUACCGUCUUGUUAACGGUGUCGUUUGCUUAUUACGUUUACAUCCCGCUGCCUGAUGGCAUCCAGGAGCCGUGGAAGCUGAUGAUGCUGGAUGCUGCAUUCCGAACAGCCAUGCAUAUGGCCCAUUUCAUUGAUUGGCUGGGCUUCAAACACUACAUCAGGUCAAUCCGGCAGAGCACAGAGGGCUUUGAGGGCAUGGUAAAAGUUAUGGACUCUUCUCAGUCUGACGGAGAGGUUGUGCCUGGGGUUAAAGUCAGCGACAUUACCUUCGCUGGCAUCCCGGUACGUGUAUAUGAGCCCCCUGCUGGAGGGGAGGGCCAUCUGAGGAGAGGACUCAUGUAUUACCAUGGAGGAGGCUGGGCCCUUGGCAGUGGAAAGAAGGGGACAUAUGACAUGAUCAACAGGAGGGUGUCUGACGAGUUGAAUGCCGUUGUGGUUUCUGUUGAGUAUCGUCUGUAUCCAGAGGUGCUCUUCCCAGUGCCGUAUUUAGACUGCCUUGCUGCUGCCAAGCACUUCCUGUCCAAGGAGGUUUUGUCCAGGUAUGCCAUCGACCCUGAUCGUGUGGCUGUGGCCGGAGACAGCGCAGGAGGAAAUCUGGCCGCUGCUGUCUCUCAAGAGAUUGCCAUGGAUGACUCGCAGAGUGUGAAAUUCAGCGUCCAGGCAUUGAUCUACCCAGUGCUACAGGCUCUGGACUUCAACACGCCCUCCUACCUGCAGAAUGAAUACAUACCUAUCCUCUACCGAUCAGUCAUGGUCCGCUUCUGGCUGCAGUACUUAGGUGCAGACCUCUCCUUGCAGCAGCAGUUCAUGGCAAACAACCACAGCUCCUUACAACACUCAAACAUCACCCCUGAGCUGAGAGCACGAGUAGACUGGACCGUCCUCCUGGACCCGAAACACAAGAAAGACUACAAGCCUGUGGUUGUGGAGAAAGGAUCUCCGGGGUCUGUGAAGGAAGUGCCCGGGCUCCUGGAUGUGAGGUCGUCACCUCUGUUAGCUGGGCCAGAGGUUCUGGCUAAAUGUCCCCGCACGUACGUGCUAACAUGUGAGUACGACGUGCUGAGGGAUGACGGCUUGAUGUAUGCUCGACGCCUGCGGGACGCAGGAGUCACCAUCACCAGCCACCACUAUGAAGACGGUUUCCAUGGAUGUUUCAGCUUUCUUGAAUGGCCUUUUGAUUUUGAUGUAGGGAAGAGGGCGGUCAAGGUUUACAUCGACUGGCUCAAGGACAACUUAUAGGAGAGUGAAAGAGCCUUUUGGCUGUGCAAGAUUCACAGAAUUGUCCAACUGCUCCUUGAAGGAGAAUGUGAGGUCUUAAACUGGCUCAAGAAAAAUCUGUAGGAGUGUAUACAUGCUUUUGAGGGACUGAAUGUCUUUUGUGGGUGUGUUACUGUGAAACCAAAUGCACUAAUCCUUGCUUUAUGAAUCACAGACUUGUCCAACUUCUCUUUUUAAAAGAAUAUAAGCUCAGGGCUCUCAUGUACCUUUAGAUACACCCAAACCAGCUGGUACGUUUAAGGUUUACAUUCAAUGUAAAAGAUCAGUAAAGACCUGUUGCUGAAAAGGUAAAACACUCGAACAAUACCAUGACCAACACUGUAAGCAUCUAAUAAAAUCACAUACUGAAUACAUAGAAAUACACUAUAUGGACAAAAGAAUUCGGCCUGCCUGUUAUGCCAGCAAGGACUGUAGUGAUAUAUAAAAAGGUAUACUUCAAUAUGGAGUCGGCCCCCCUUUUGCAGCUACAACAGCGUCCAUGUGUCUUGGAAGGCUGUGUUGCUGGGGGAAUUUUUUCCCAUUCAUUCUGUAAAGCAUUGAUGAGGUCAGGCACUGAUGUUGUAUGAGAAGGCCUGGCUCGCAAUCUUCGUUUCAAUUCAUGCCAAAGGUACUGGAUGGGGUUGAGGUCAGGGCUCUGUACAGGCAAGUCAAGUUCUUCCACACCAAACUCAUCAACAUGUCUUCACAGCCCUUGCUUUGUGCACAGAGGCACAGUCAUGUCAGAAUAGAAAACCUUCCCCAAACUGUUGCCACACAGUUGGAAUCACAGCAUUGUCCAAAAUUUCUUGGUCUUCUGUAACUCCUCCUGCUCCACAGUCAGGCCAGCCCACAGAUUUGGCUGGGCCCCUGAUAGACCCAGAGAUUGGGCCAUCCCCCCGUCGAGAUUUAUUGAUGCAUCAACAUCAGUGGCAUUAGUGCUAGCAUCCUGGCUUGUAGAUCCUUCAUUCUGGAGCUGAAAAGCGUGUCAAACUUUUCCUGGGUGCCAAUGUUGAAAGUAUUUAUUUGUGCCACUUUUUAACUGCUUUUCCCUCCUAAUGUUGCCACUUUUAUAUGCCAUUUUUUCAUCAAUUUCAACCAAUCAGUUUACAACCUUUUUGCCUCUUUUUUAUUCAUUUUGCCAAAUGUAACCUCUUUUUAUCACUUUCCUCCAACAAUUUUUGCCUCUUUUAACACAUUUUUGCUACUUUUUAAUCCCAUUCCACCACCCUUUCUGUCCAGUUCUUCCACUUUUAAACAAUUUUUGUCCCUUUUAAACCUCUUCCACCACUUUUUCUGCCAACUUAGCCUUCUAAACUAAUUCUUGCCUCAGUUAACCCAUUUUCAGUUAAUCCCAUGUCACCACCUUUUCUGCCCAUUUCUUCCACUGUAAUCAAAUAUUGCCACUUUUAACCCCUUUAACAAUUUCUAUACCUGUUUUGCCACUUUUAUCUAAUUUUUGCUACUUUAAAAUCCCAUUUCACCACCUUUUCCAUCUACAUUUGCCUUUUCAACCCAUUUUAGCCAUGUAUAACCAUCUUUGAUUCUGUUUUUCAGAAAAGGGAUUUACAUUUUUAUGUGGGCUGUACAUACUACAGUACAAAUGAACAAGAAUGAUAUUUGUUGCUUUGAUAAAAGUGGUUAUUAUUCAGGUAAAAAAAAUAUUGACAUCACAGCUUUACUUUACAAUAGCUCAUGAUUUUGUUGACCUCCAUGGGCCCCCAGUCUGGCUGGGCCCCAGCAAGCUCUCCCCUUUACCCCUGCUUGUAGACGGCCUUAUCCACAGUCCAGUGUUGGUGUUCUUGAAACUACUGGGUUUUAAGAGGGGGGUCGUGGAGCUCUUUCUAGUUGGUUGCGAAUAACUUUCUGGAGAAAAAAAAGGAGCGAAAAGUUUAAGACACACAUCCACUCUUUUUUUUAACUUGGUUCUCUCUUGAUAACAAGUACGUAUGAGUAAUUUUAUCAAGGUUUUGACUAUUUUGAACUUUUUUUAGGGGGUCACAAAGCUGGUUUUCCCAAGAUAAUGUGGCAAUUCUUUAGGAAAUUGCCAAAAUAUUUCUAUAAUAGGAAGUAGAAAUGAAAUAUAUGCAUGUGUUCAGUUGUGUUUUGCUCCAUCUAAGGUCCAAACAGCAACAUUUUCAUUAUAUUAAUUUGAGUGGUUGAAUUUUUAUUUUCAUUUUAAAUCAGAGUGAUCGAUCACAAAUGUUUUCAAAUGGAGAAUGCAUGGCUAGAUGCUUUAAAUCUGAAUGAAACACUGAAAUUAAAUAAUUAACAGGUGUGGCCAAAUACUUUUGUCCAUAUAGUGUACUACAUACAGCAUGUCAGUUUGUGGGACCAAGAGGCACCAUUAAAUAAAAAUACUCCAACACUCUGGAUACCCAUAUAUAUAUGCAAAAGUACUAAAAAAAAAAUAUGCAUUUUCAUGAUGUGAACUCACCUCGCUGUGACUUCACUGAUAGACUUGAAAAUCUACAACAAAAUGCACUUUUUCCUUCCAGAGUUGUCCUGUCUGUUCUACACAUUGUACUCUUUCUGUAUGUAAACCUGUCCUUAAUUUAAAGAUGCGAUUGUAUGGGAAAGCAAUACUUGUGAGAAAUAGAGGAAUUUUAGUUUCAGGUUGCUUAAUUUGUGUAGCAUUCCCCCUUUUACCUUGUUCUUGACGAUAUAAACCCACUGAAGAUCUGAAAGGGCUUAAAAUAUCACUGUACAACCCAAUUAAUGCUGGCUGUGUCUCUGGUUUUUCUUCUGAUGAUGGAUAUUCUUGAUAAAAAUGGAACUCUUAUUCAUCCCAGUCUACUUUGAUUGUCAGUCUGUGACAUUUGGUAUUGCCCAAUAUUAUAGCUAGUGUAUUUUUGUAUUUAAGGCUUUUUAAACUGUUUGGACUCAGUUUGUCUUUUUAGUGAUUUGAGUUAUCACCUUAAGGGCUCUUCAAACAUGAGGUUUGAGGUUUUCAAUGGCAUCACUGUGGCUCUUUUAUAGAACUUAUUUUGCUCUUGUUGCAUUUUAACAUGAAUUGGUAAUGUAUCAUGGGAGCUGGUGAAGUAAAAAAUAAAACCCCCCUUCACACAGUGAAACCAGAACCACCAGAAACUGGUUUACUGGCCAUGGUAUUACUGUGUUUGAUUGGCCUGAACCCCAUAGCCUCCAUGCAAUGUCGCAUAGAUGCAGUGAAUUGUGCAAAAGGGACUCAAACCAAUUACUGAGUGCAUAAAUUAGCAUAAUUUUCCAGAAGAUCAACGUUUCUGUCUUACAAAUCCUUUUACUUUUCAGCAAUAUUCUAAUAUUUUGAGACUGGGAAUUUUUGCUUUGCAUGAGCUGCAGUUAUUGAGAUUAAAACAUAAAACCCUC